Messenger RNA from Penicillium concentricum, 969 nucleotides. Its product is annotated as putative class III chitinase. The record is from RefSeq and is a predicted model, not a curated record. The transcript has a single exon. Gene Ontology annotation, molecular function: chitinase activity. Gene Ontology annotation, cellular component: extracellular region. The coding region runs from base 1 to 969 and encodes 322 amino acids. Gene Ontology annotation, biological process: carbohydrate metabolic process. NCBI's taxonomy places the organism in Eukaryota, Fungi, Ascomycota, Eurotiomycetes, Eurotiales, Aspergillaceae.
AUGCCACCUAUCCGAGGUAGACUCGGCGAGCGUCCGCGGGUGAUCUUGUACCACCAAACGCUCAUCCCCGGCGGGGGGCAGUAUGUCUCCAUGCUCCCGCUCCUCGAAAACAACACCGGGAUAACGCAUAUUAUUCUCGCUGCUAUUCACCUGAACAGUGAACCAGGAGACAUCACUCUCAACGAUGACCCACCAGACAACCCCAAAUUUGACCCCCUGUGGGCCGAAGUACCCCUCGUGCAACGGCAAGGCGUGAAAGUGAUGGGCAUGCUAGGCGGGGCCGCCCCGGGCUCCUUCACGCGGCUUGACGGCAGCCGGGCGGAAUUCGAACAGUUUUAUUAUCCUCUUCUGACCAUGAUUCGUCGCCAUGGACUUGAUGGAAUCGAUCUCGACGUAGAAGAGACCAUGUCUUUGCAAGGUGUCAUUCGACUCAUCGAUCGACUCAAGGCUGACCUGGGCGACGCAUUUAUCAUUACCCUGGCUCCUGUGGCAGCUGCAUUACUUGGUAUUGGGAACCUAUCAGGAUUUGAUUACCGUGAACUCGAGCAGGCUCGGGCUUCCAAGAUCAGCUGGUACAAUGCCCAGUUCUACAAUGGCUGGGGCCCUGCCGAGGAUCCACGGAUGUAUUCUACUAUGGUUGCCCAGGGGUGGUCUCCCCGACGGAUUGUGUACGGCCUGUUGACAAACCCGGGUAAUGGAUCGCAGGGUUAUGUUUCUCAGGAGAAGAUUGGACCUGUUCUGGCAAUGUUGAUUGAGCAGUUCCCCAACUUUGGUGGCGUUAUGGGUUGGGAGUAUUACAAUGCUCUACCUGGAGACACAGCAAACCCAUGGCAGUGGGCUGCUCAGAUGACAUUGAGCAUGGGUAUGAAAGAGGUUGUCGCGGCAGCUCGUCAGUUAAUCUCAGCAGGGCCGAUGGCGAGCAGUCUCAAUAAUUUGUUUCAGGAUAUGCUGAAUCAGGGACAUCAAUGA